Molecule: messenger RNA, 2269 nt
Organism: Megalobrama amblycephala (Wuchang bream)
Lineage: Eukaryota; Metazoa; Chordata; Actinopteri; Cypriniformes; Xenocyprididae
Gene: tctn1
Product: tectonic family member 1
Exons: 14
Coding region: 170-2080 (636 amino acids)
Biological process (GO): protein localization to ciliary transition zone; cilium assembly
Cellular component (GO): MKS complex
Source: RefSeq, a predicted model, not a curated record
CAUUUCUGAAUUUUAAUAACCAGGUAGACAGUUUGACCCAUGAAUUUAUUAAAUUAUAAUUUACUGUUAUGUAUAGAUGAACCAGAGAAAUCAGAUUGGUUCUGCAGCCUCGCAAUCCCACAAUGCAUUUCACUUCCUGGAUACCGAUGACAACGCGCUGUAACCAAGCAUGGCGGUGUUGUGUUGUCUUAUUAUUCUGACAUAUUUAGAAACCGCGCUCUGCAUUGAAGACACGAACACUACAGGAAACAUUAAUGUAACACUCGGAGACACAAACGACACGUCUUCUGGUCGAGAUGAAUCGCUUAAUUUCACGGAGCCAGGAGUCAGUUCUACUCCGUCUAAUUCCCCCUCUCCAACAGCCUGGACGCCCGAAUCCGUGACCGCAUUCCCCGAACAGACCGAGUCCUCGGAGAGCUUCAUCCCCAACGCGACCCCCGAAUCCCCGCGAGCCGCCGCAACAGCACCGCCUCUGCUCGUGUCCGGUGCCCUCCCUGCCCCGCUUACCGAUGUCGUUAAGCUGUGUCCGUGCAACCUGCAGAAUGAGCAGUGCGACAUCAACUGCUGCUGUGAUCCAGACUGCACCGAGGAGCUGUCUCUCUUCACCGACUGCUCAGUAGACAGAGUCAGUAAUGACCCCAGACUGUGCAACCAGGAAUCAGCCGUCUAUUCCCUGAGCUCUACACAAGAAGGUUUAUCUCAAGUUCAGUCCACUGUCCAGCGAGAGGUCAACCCUGAUGUCUUCUGCAUUCAGUCUGCUAACUAUGAAGAAGGCUUGACAUUUGCAACACCAGAAGUUCCUACUGAGGAGAAUUUUGACUCACUUUUUGGCCGAUUUUUGGGAUUCUUCUUUGGCCGUCAGAGCAUGACCAGUGCACCUCAAAGUCCUGAUGUGGCAAAUUCACCAGGAUAUCAGUAUGGAGAUGUCAUUCAAAUCGUGAAUGAGGAGGGGGAGCAGGAGUUUUUCACCUUUCCUGCCGCCGCGGGCACAGCUCACUGCUUAGACGCAAACCCUGCAGGUUUUCUGAAGGACCAGACAAGCAGAUGUAUGAGGAACUUUGAGUUGGCGCGUGAUUGUGCAACACUUCAAGCUCUGGGCUUGGGGACUUAUGCUAAUUUCAACAUCCGUUCUGGGAAAAAACAGGAAGCUACAGUCAUUGGAGUAGAAGUGGCAGCCAUUACCCUGCAGUCUUUGGAGGGUACACGGACGCCAGUGGACCCAGCUGACUUUGCAGACUAUUUUCCUGUGGUCCUGGAGUCCGGUGACAUCUGCAACAAUGUUGUUCUGCAGGUGAAAUACACUUUUAGGUACAGUGAAGCUGGGGAAAUCCUGAAUGUGUUGGCAUCGUUUUUGCUGGGAGCCAUUAAAAGUGUCACGGUGCCCAUUCAACAAGAGUUUCAUAUUACAUUCUACAUGCAGGAGAUCUCUAGCACAGCAGGGUUACAGUUUAGUGGCAAUCCUGGCUAUGUGGUGGGACGACCCCUUGUGUCCGGAACAAGAACAGUGGAUGGGAUAGUUCAGUCUGCUGACCCAAAAGGAUCACUUACUAUCCUCCAAAACUCUGUAAAUCAGGAUUGCUUGCUUGGCUCUUCUCAGCGCUCCCCUGUCUUAUUUGGGAUCGACAUGCUAUCAGGCUGCACUCUGAAGCUGUCUGAUGGGGUUAAUUGUUCUCUGAUAUCUGAAGUCAUUUUAUGGGCGCUAAAAGGGCAGAGCUUCCCUGAUCACGUGGCCUCGUUUGGGAACUCCUUGCCUCAGAGCCCCUUGGACUGGGUGCCAAUACAAAACCAAACAAUAACAUCGGGAACACAGGCUUGCAGCAUACCACUGUCUUACCAUCUUGAAGUAAAAUGGACCAAGUAUGGAACCUUGUUGAACCCCCAGGCUCAGAUUGUGAGCGUCAUGGAAACAAUCAUUACUAACACCAGCAGUUUGGCCUUUCUUACCAGUACCAGCGGUCUACUGUCAGUCACAAGCUCAGUGAGUUUUAUUGAUGUGUCUGCACCUGCCAGUCCAGGAUUCAAAGUUCCUCCCACAAUUGAUGCCAAACUGCCCUUUGACUUUUUCUUUCCAUUUGUAUAAUAUAACUUUUCAGUAUCUCUUUUGGCAACAGCAUGCAAGGAAGUCCACUCAUUUUGGAAUGUUUGUCCAUUCUCAGGUCUUUUUUCUUCAGAAAAAAAGUUGUAUAUAGUGUAAAUUGUCUAGUCAUGUUGUAAAUAAUGUGCUGAUUCAUAUUUUUUUUUAAAUAAAGAAUACUUUCAUACCAGUGUA